Messenger RNA from Elaeis guineensis (African oil palm), 1148 nucleotides. RefSeq names its product aquaporin PIP1-2. Gene Ontology annotation, molecular function: channel activity. Gene Ontology annotation, biological process: transmembrane transport. Gene Ontology annotation, cellular component: membrane. The record is from RefSeq and is a predicted model, not a curated record. Lineage: Eukaryota; Viridiplantae; Streptophyta; Magnoliopsida; Arecales; Arecaceae.
CUAUAAAACCCCACCCAUCCUUGGAUUCCACUCAGGUCACAGCCUUUUCCUUCCUUUAGUGCUCACAUUUUGGGAGAAUAGAGUUCUUAGGGAGAGAGGGAGGAAGAUGGAAGGGAAAGAAGAGGAUGUUAGGCUAGGAGUCGACAAGUUCCCAGAAAGGCAGCCAAUAGGGACGGCAGCUCAAACCCAGGACAAGGACUACAAGGAGCCCCCACCAGCUCCCUUGUUUGAGCCAGGGGAGCUCCAGUCAUGGUCCUUCUACAGGGCUGGGAUAGCAGAGUUCAUGGCCACCUUUCUCUUCCUCUACAUCACCAUCCUUACUGUCAUGGGUGUGGUCAAGUCCCCCAGCAAGUGCUCCACUGUGGGCAUCCAAGGGAUUGCUUGGGCCUUUGGUGGCAUGAUCUUUGCCCUCGUCUACUGCACUGCUGGGAUCUCAGGUGGCCACAUCAACCCUGCUGUGACCUUUGGGCUGCUGUUGGCAAGGAAGCUCUCCCUGAUCAGGGCUCUGUUCUACAUGGUGAUGCAGUGCCUGGGUGCCAUCUGUGGUGCUGGUGUGGUCAAGGGGUUCCAGAAGGGGCUCUAUGAGAGCAAUGGUGGAGGAGCCAAUGUUGUGGCUCCUGGCUACACCAAGGGUGAUGGCUUGGGUGCUGAGAUUAUUGGCACUUUUGUCCUUGUCUACACUGUUUUCUCUGCCACUGAUGCCAAGAGGAAUGCCAGGGACUCUCAUGUACCAAUCCUUGCUCCCUUGCCUAUUGGGUUUGCUGUUUUCCUUGUUCAUCUGGCUACCAUCCCCAUCACUGGAACUGGUAUCAACCCUGCCAGAAGCCUUGGGGCUGCCAUCAUCUACAACAGAGACCAUGCUUGGGAUGACCAAUGGAUUUUCUGGGUGGGACCAUUCAUUGGAGCUGCACUCGCUGCUCUCUACCACCAGGUGGUCAUCAGGGCAAUCCCAUUCAAGACUAGGCCUUGAGCCUUCACUACCGUUACUUAUCUGUCCUGUGGCUUGCAACUUGUCUCUUUAUCUUGUUCAUGGCGAAUUCCCCCCAGCUGUGUUAUGUAUUCCAGCACUUUGGCUGUUUCUUAAGUGUGUAAAUUAAGUAAUGCUAUAUUGCUAUCUUAUGGACCACUGUUCUGCAGCUUCUGGCGCA